Carassius auratus (goldfish) is the source of this 4253-nucleotide messenger RNA. It is a transcript of the gene slf2, whose product is annotated as SMC5-SMC6 complex localization factor 2. Bases 166 to 4023 code for a protein of 1285 amino acids. The record is from RefSeq and is a predicted model, not a curated record. Lineage: Eukaryota; Metazoa; Chordata; Actinopteri; Cypriniformes; Cyprinidae. The transcript is spliced from 22 exons.
CUUACAGAUGGCGGCUCCCCGCAAACACAACAGUUCUUCCAUCAUGGAGUGGAUCAAAUAAAUUUCUGCAAUGACACACGCCCACCUGAUAGAAAACUGGAAGCAUGUAGCACAGAUCACUCAGAAGACUUUUAAAGACACCUAUCUGUGUUUCAUCAGUAUAAAAUGUCAAGUUUCCUCAAGCAGCACAUCACCUCUAUGGGUGAGAUAUCUGUGAAAGAAUUAAUUCCACUAGGUGCUCCACGACAUGACAGUGUAGAUGCCACACCACAUCCUGUGUCAGGUAGUCUUUGUCUUCAACCUUCUGAGAAGACUCCAAAACUUUUGAGCUCACUGCCUAAAUGCAUCACGCCCACUAAAAACCCUGAGCUAGAGCAGAGGGACAAGUCCUUUUCAGCUGCACUCAAAGCCUCCAAUAAGAGACCACAUCAGGAUGGUAUUCUGGAUUGCAAAGUUGUUAUGAGAAAACUACAACCAGAUAAUGGCAACAUUAACUUCAGGAAGGAUGGCUCUCUCAAUUCCACGGUUAAAAAGGACACUCUGCGGAGCAAUAGUUCUUACAACAGAGACAGAGACAUUUCUUUUGCUCUCAGUAAGGAGCUGAAUGAAAACUUGAGGGUCAGAGGAGGUUUGUUUCCUUCUCUCCCUCAUACAUCUCAUUCCGAGUGUAACCCUGAGAGCAGUAGUUCCUGCUCAUUCCAGCAUAAACCCAAAGUGUCAAUUAACAAAGAGGAACGAUUCAUUCACCAUCCUGAUCAGAAAAAAGAUAGACUGGAGAAUAAAGACCACAAAACCUCUCAUUGUAGCAACAUGUCCUUACAGAAGGAAUUAAGUACCCCUCACCGCAAGACUAGUCCAGAGGGCAGGAUGUCUCUAUCUGCAAAGAGAAAAAGGGAGGCUAGUACAGACAGUGAGAAGGAAAUUAAACGACCAUGUGUUGAUUUCCAACCCACCUCGCCUUUAAAGUUCGUCAGGCGUGCUUUUGUGAAGUCCAGCAAUGACUCUGUGAUCACUAUAAAGGAGAAAGAGUCUCCCAAACCGCUUCCUGUCACACAAAACAGCAGCAAUAAACCGAGACCUACGCCUUCCUUCGCCAGGCAGCUCUUUGAACCAUGUAAGGACUCAAAUACAGGGAGCGACAAACCUCACUCAUUUCAACUCGUUAAAUCACCCGUGACUUCGGAGCCUAAAGACGCUAUGGUGGCACGAGCCAACAAAAAUCCCAAAGCUCCACCAAGCCAGCCGCAUUUGCGCAAAGUCUCUCCGAAGUCGAGCACAACGUUCGACAGCAUCGAGACCCUCUUUACUCCAGACUGCUGCUUGCCAUCGCCCAAAACUCAUUACAAAAAAACAAAUACUGAAAGAGAAACUUGUACAGUCUCCACACACACAAACCCCACUUCUGACCAUAAGGAGAGUGUUAAAAUUCACUUGUCCGCUCAUCGUCCUGAUCUAAGCUCACCCAGCUUUGCAGAACAAGCCAGUUCAUGUAAGAUGGAAUCGGAUGAAAGAACGCAGUUGAAAGUGGAGCAGUCACGCAGCCCCAAGGCUAUCAUGCCUGCCCCAGCUGUUUCGGUGAAAGAAGAAUCAAGAGAACAGUAUUGGUGCCCCAAGUGGAAAGAUCCCUUAGAUAUUGAGCUGGGAGACGACUCUGGCGACGAGCUGAGAGAGCACUGCAAUAUCAGCCUCAGCAGCAGCAGCAGUGGUCAUGAAGAUGAUCCACUGCCAUCGCUGGAGAAGCUGAUGAGUCGGAGAGACCAUGUGCCUGCUACUCCUGAAAAAGAUGCUUUCUCAGAGCCCAACACACCGAUCUCAAAAGCAGCACCUGAGGCAGUGAAAACCAAAGCCGUUAGUUACAGAAAUACACUGGAGCAGAUGCUGCAAGAGAAGGAACAAUAUCAGAGGUCAAAAGAGUUGGAGAGACAGUUACUUGAGUCAUGUAAAGAGGAUCUGCUGAAUUCAUAUGAGGACGAAAACAGUGAAAGUAAAGAGGAAGACAUCUCACUUGAGCAAAGGGAAUUUUUGCAAAGGUUCUCGGUUGCCUCAUGUGCCAUCAGGGACAUCCACCCAGGAGAGGAAGUAUUCUUACCUGCUAGGUUUGGUCGACUCUUCAACCACCAGACACUGGACCUGAGGAAGAUUAGUGUGACACCACGUAACAAAUCACAGCAAAUCCUCCUUCAGGCCCGUACUGAGCAUGUGCUGUCUCUGAUCAGUGCUGGCUUGUUGCGGAAAGCCUACUUUUCUUUCCCAUGUCAGCCUGAGGUUACACUCUGGCUUUUCCAGAUGAUGUCAGUUCACCCAAACCCCAUUAUUUCCUCACACAUCAUGCAGUCGUUGCAGACCAUUGCUCUGUCUGCUGCUCAACACAUAGUUGAACACCAGAAGCCAAGUUUUAAAGUGUGGGUUCCUUCUGUACGGGACAUCACCCUGGUUUUCCUGAACAUGGGGGCAUCAUUUAUCAGUCUGUUCCCGUUGGAGGCUCUGCAACCCCCUUUUACUGAGGGAGAUCUUUUAGAGAGCUUUCAGCCAGAAGAAACCAGCCAAGACGGAUUGAUAUCUAACAUGAAAGACAAUGCCACUUUACCAGUACAUAAUUUAGAGAGUGUUCUCAAUUACCUCUCCCUUUGUACUGCAUUGUGUCCGAGAAUGUACACUGAUGACGAGCUGCUCUUGCUUCUGGCGGUAGUGUGUAGAAUUGGACUGGACACUCAUUUUCAGCUGCUACCUACUGGACACUUUAGCCUCCUGCUCCAGAAUCUGCUCAAAAACAUCACACACUGGGAUGUACAGAUAUCUAAAGCUUGUCAGACCCUGACUGAUUUGUCAGAAGAUCAUCACAACCUCAGGAGACUUGUUUAUCUUCUUCCAGAUAGCAGUUGUGGAAAGCAAUUAAAACGACACCUGAGUGUGUCUAUCAUCUCAAAGCUCUUGAAUCACACCUGCACUUAUAAACCCUCAGGGACAGAGUUUAAGCUGUCUGAGCUGAAACCUUUGCUACCUCAAAUGCGUCCCUCGUCCCUACUGAAAGGCCUUAGGUCUGCAAGGAGAGCAGAAGAUUGUGAUGCCAAUCUAGACCAACAAGCAUAUUACCUCUGCUACAGCCUUUUGACUUUGACAAAUGAAGCCUCCAAUUUUGAGUUUUUACCCUCAGCUCAGAGAAGUGAUCUGCGGAGUCUUUCUUCUCAGCUGGAGAAGCAUAUUAAGUGUGACAUAAGGGAGAGCGAGAAAAUGCUGUACAGAAGCAAGGUGAAAGACUUUGUGGCUAGGAUAUACACCAAGUGGCAGGUGCUUCUCACACGAACAAGGCCUCAGGAGGGAAAGCUGUAUGAUUACUGGAAGCCCCCACCAGAGGAUGAAAUGUCCAGCAGUCCUCAGGGCCAGUCCUGCAUCAAAUCACAAGACACUUUAGAGAGUGCAGAAGAAACUCUGACCACAGAGUGGAGCAGUGCAGAAUCAGACGAAGAUGCUGAGAGCGAAGAGGAAGAAGAGAACUUGCCAAAAGAGUGUGAGGAACCUCAACCUAUGGAGAGGAAAGUGAAGAUUGAACGAGAUGAAGAUUGUGUGGAGGACAUCAGUGAUGCAGAGGAGAAAAAUGAUGAGCCAAAGCAACAGCUGAUGGAGCUAGAGGAUGAUCGAAAGUUUGAACCAAUAUCUGAUGAAGAGCUGGGUGAAAGUCAUCAAGACUCCGAGUCUGGGGAACCUCAGCUUCUGGAGAGUGAGGUGAAUAUCGAACGAGAUGAUGAAGAUUGUGUGGAGGAUAUCAGUGAUGCAGAGGAGGAAAAGGAUGAGCCAGAGCAACAGCUGAGAGAGCUAGAGGACGAUAGAAAGUUUGAACCAAUAUCUGAUGAAGAGCUGGUUGAAAGUCAUGAAGACUUAGAGUGUGAGGGUGAUGAUGAUCUCAUGAACAGAGAGGAGGAGCUUCUAAAAGAUGAGGAGCCUCAUGAAGAAAAUCAAAAGCACAUACCUGUAGAAGAAAACUCUGAGGUGUUAGAGGAGCUUGAGGACUUGUUAAAGAGCUAAGAUGAAAACACAAAUUAAGGAAGGGAUUUGAGAGGGCUGGAGUUUGAGAAGUCUGAGAAAGAAUUGCCAUCCACGCAUAUACAUUAUGUGGGGGUUUGUGCAUUCAUUAAUGUUUAUAGAAUCUUUCAGUUACACAAGUCAUGCCUAUAGUUGUUCACAAAUUGUUUAUAAUAUAUAUUCUGUGUAUGUGUUCUGCAUUUAUCAGCUGUCCUUAAUUUUUUAUUCUUCUU